Molecule: messenger RNA, 1817 nt
Organism: Arabidopsis lyrata subsp. lyrata
Lineage: Eukaryota; Viridiplantae; Streptophyta; Magnoliopsida; Brassicales; Brassicaceae
Product: F-box protein At3g59000
Exons: 4
Coding region: 156-1577 (473 amino acids)
Molecular function (GO): protein binding
Source: RefSeq, a predicted model, not a curated record
ACCCUCAAUUUCGUUUUCUGCCGAUCCUCUUAAAAAUUGAGACUUUCCCCUUUGCCUUUCGCUGGGCGUCUUCGCGAACCAAAUUUUGAUUAAGCACCACCAACUCUCACUUUCUCGCUGAAAUCACCAAAUUUUGGGACUUGGAACGAGAGGAGAUGGAUCGUGUUGGCAGUCUACCAGACGAGCUUCUUUGUCAUAUACUGUCCUUCCUUACCACAAAGGAGGCUGCUUUGACUUCUCUUCUCUCCAAGAGGUGGCGCAAUCUCAUUGCUUUUGUUCCUUAUCUUGAUUUUGAUAACUCUGUCUUUCUUCAUCCGGAAGAGGGCAAGCGGGAAAGGCAUGAAAUUAGGCAGAGCUUCAUGGAUUUUGUAGAUAGGGUGUUGGCUCUGCAGGGUGAGUCUCCCAUUAAGAAAUUCUCCCUCAAGUGUAGAACUGGUGUUGAUUCAGAUCGUGUGGAUGCUUGGAUAAGUAAUGUUCUACGCCGCGGUGUUUCAGAGCUUUAUCUAUUAAUCAUUUUAGGUAUGACUAUGGAAGAUAACUAUCGGCUGUCGCCAAAAGGUUUCGAGAGCAGGACACUAGUUAAGCUGAAAAUAGACUGUGGAAUUGAUGUUAGUUGGAUGGCUGGGAGCAUUUUCUUACCAAUGCUUAAAACUCUAGUUCUUGACUCGGUUUCGUUUUAUGUUGAUAAGUUUGAGACUCUUCUUCAUGCUUUGCCUGCGCUUGAUGAUUUAGUCCUGGUUGAUGUUAACUGGUUAGAUUCGAAUGUCACCAUCUCAAAUGCAAGCCUCAAGACCCUAACAAUAGACUCCGAUGGUCAUUUAGGCACUUUUUCAUUUGAUACACCUAGUCUUGUUUAUUUCUUUUACUCUGAUUAUGCUGCGGAAGACUAUCCCGUAGUUAAAAUGGAAAACUUACGUGAGGCUCGAAUCUUCCUUAUGGUUAGUGAUGAAGAGAUUGAGCGAGUGAGAGUGCCAAAUAAUGAUUUGUUCGAGGAUGAUAUGGACAAUGUUGUUCUCCGAUUUGAACAUGUGGGGAAGCUUAUGAAUGGCAUACGAAAUGUUGAGUAUCUGGACUUGUCUGCUGAUACUCUCGAGGUGCUUUCUCUAUGCUGUGAAUCGAUGCCCGUGUUCAAAAACCUCAAAUCGUUAGCUAUUAAAAGUAACGAAAGCCGAGGAUGGCAAGCAAUGCCAGUUCUUCUAAGGAACUGUCCACAUUUAGAAUCUCUAGUCAUUGAGGGACUCUUGCAUCAUGUCACAGAUAAAUGCGGGGAUGCUUGUGACUGCGUUUCUCGGGAGGACAAAGGUCGUUCCCUGACAUCUUGUCCAGUAAAGAUGUUAGAGAUUCAUGGGUUUGGAGGGACAAAAAAAGAGAUGCAAAUGAUAAAGCAUUUCUUGGACUAUUUUCCUAGUUUGAAGGAGAUGGAGAUAUAUGCUGACGAGGAUGGUCCUACAAACCUCGAAGCUCCUGGGAUGUUUGAACAAAUUGCGCAUCUUUUUACACUCUACGACCAGGUUUAUACUUGUGAUGUCCAGUUUAUGGUGUGUGGUUCCUUAUAUAAGAAGUUGACUGCACAAUGAUGUGUCUUCAAGGAAGAAAACUUACCUCAUAGAUUGGUCCAACCUUCGGACUCUUUGUUAGAAGCUUAAAUGUAUACCAAGUCGUUUCAGUUUUUUAUAUCUCUUACAUUUUCUGCCCCGUUAUUCAGAAUAGUUUGCUAGAUUUUGUCGCUUAUCUCUCUUCCUGUUUCUUCUCUCAAUUUGUAAACCCUACAUUGUCACAAUCUUUUCCUUGAUCAUAUGGAGAUAAAUAUUUGAUUA